AUGACUGGACGAAGAGCGCUUACACCAAUGCAACUUCAAGAAGCAAAAGAUGCAUUUGAUCUCUUUGAUACUACAGGAACUAAUACUAUUGAACAAAAAGAGCUUAAAAUUGCGUUAAUGACGCUGGGAUUUAACAUUUCUAAAGAAGAACUUCGCACAGUUGUUUCAGAACUCGACUCAAGCAAUACAACUACCAUUGAUUUUAAAGAUUUUAUUCAAAUAGUCGAAACACUCUUACCAAGUCGUGAUCCAGUUAAGGAGCUUACAGAAGCCUUUAAUUUAUUUGAUAUUGAUCAUACGGGCCGUAUUACUGCCAAAAAUAUAAUGGAUGUUGUUGCAAGCAUGGAUGAACAACUGACAGAACCUGAAAUUCAUGAAAUCAUUGCUGAAGCCGAUAAAAGAGGCGAAGGCGAUAUAACUCUAGAAGAAUUUAUUGAUUUAAUCAAAGAUAAUGCAAUAUUUUGA
Molecule: messenger RNA, 465 nt
Organism: Trichomonas vaginalis G3
Lineage: Eukaryota; Parabasalia; Trichomonadida; Trichomonadidae
Product: calcium ion binding
Exons: 1
Coding region: 1-465 (154 amino acids)
Cellular component (GO): myosin II complex
Molecular function (GO): calcium ion binding
Source: RefSeq, a predicted model, not a curated record